AUGAAGUCGAUGUUCAACGAAUUUCGAGAAACUCCAGAACAUUGGUUGUUAAAUGAAAUCACAAAUUACAUCGAUAUUAUCGCAUGUCUACUAUUUUUGAUUUUGUUACGAAAAACGCCGAGUGACGAGAAGAAAAGUAUGAUUUAUCCGUUUUACAAGAUUAUUGCUUUCAUUGUUGUCAGCCGUGUAAUUAUUCGAAUAAGUUCGAUAGUUUUCUCAAUGACAAUCUAUUUUAUGGAUGAUGAUGUGAAUAUAUGGAUUAUAAUGUGAGUUGGACAUCGACUAAAUGACAUUUUCAGGUUUUGUGGGUUGAAAUAUCGGAUUUUAAUGUUAUUCAUAUGAUAGAAUGGUCUAAAACGAGCAGAAUGAUACAAAUUUUGAUGACUUUAGGUUAUCCUUAAGUGAUUUAGCGAUGUUUAGUCGAUAAGCCGCUAAAUCACUUAUGGAUAUCGUAAAGUCAUCAAAAUUUAUACAGUGCGUCCAAUAAAGAUAGGACCCCCCUAGAAUUUGAGAUUUCCAAUUAAACGGUUAUAGAUGACUGAUAUUUGAGAAUGGGAAUCGUUUUUAAAUUAAAAAAUAACCCAGGAAACACGUUUCUAUCAUUUGUGAGUUGUUUCAUCUACACGUGACGUGAAAAUGCUGAUUUUCGAGCGUCCAAUAAAGAUAGGACCCCCAACCAAAAAAUGAGAAUUAGCCUCGAUUGUUAUGAAUAUUGAAUUGAGUUACCUUAAUACCGAUAUCGACAUGUGUUUUGAAUCAUAAAAUUCAAGAUAUAGUUCACUCCGAACUUCUGAAUCAACAUUUCAUAAUUAUUCAAUUUUUCAUCAAAAAUCAGUAUUUAGAAGCUAAUCUUGAUUGAAUCACAGUUUUUAUGUCUAAUUCAUCACUAAAUUUGCAUUUUGAACUAUUGUUAACAAAUUCCGAUGUCAAAUUUCGAUUUUCUGAUGUUACGUUCCAGUCAUGUCCACUGAUCUUUUCGAUUCUAACAUCAAGAACAAUGAUUGUUUUGAAAUUUUGGAUCAUGAAUUUGCUCAUUAAUUGUUUGCGAGCGUUAGAAAUUUCACUCCAACAAUUAAACUACAUUUUGAACAUUUCUUAUUCAACUUAUUUCAAUCAUUGCAUGAAACAUUUAAAAAUAGGAUGCAAAUAAAGAGACAUGGAUUGUUCUUGAAACAAAUCUCAAAGAGGCGUGAAUAAGUCCAGUAGUAAUGUUUAAAUGAUUAGAUAUGGUUCGAAAUACGUUGUUCAUCCAAUGUCAGCUUUAUAAUAUAAAAUUAAUCGAUGUUCUUGAUGUUAGAAUCGAAAAGAUCAGUGGACAUGACUGGAACGUAACAUCAGAAAAUCGAAAUUUGACAUCGGAAUUUGUUAACAAUAGUUCAAAAUGCAAAUUUAGUGAUGAAUUAGACAUAAAAACUGUGAUUCAAUCAAGAUUAGCUUCUAAAUUCUGAUUUUUGAUGAAAAAUUGAAUAAUUAUGAAAUGUUGAUUCAGAAGUUCGGAGUGAACUAUAUCUUGAAUUUUAUGAUUCAAAACACAUGUCGAUAUCGGUAUUAAGGUAACUCAAUUCAAUAUUCAUAACAAUCGAGGCUAAUUCUCAUUUUUUGGUUGGGGGUCCUAUCUUUAUUGGACGCUCGAAAAUCAGCAUUUUCACGUCACGUGUAGAUGAAACAACUCACAAAUGAUAGAAACGUGUUUCCUGGGUUAUUUUUUGAUUUGAAAACGAUUCCCAUUCUCAAAUAUCAGUCAUCUAUAACCGUUUGAUUGGAAAUCUCAAAUUCGAGGGGGGUCCUAUCUUUAUUGGACGCACUGUAUCAUUCUGUUCGUCUUAGACAUUAAAACCCAAUAUUUCAACUCAUUUGCUUAAAAAACCUGGAAAUGUCAGUUUUAGCCCUGAUGAGUGAGACGCAGACAAAAAAGGCGGUAAGAGAGUGUGUCACGUGAAGAGUCGCAGACAACCCGACAAAAAUGCGUCAAGAUUAAUUAUUUCGUUACAGAAUCAUCGGAUUAAACUAUUUUCUAACUCGUGACAACUAUGGUUCAAUGUUAUUCGUUUUUCUCAUCGGAAUUCAAAGAUUCAUCGUCAUCUUAAACUUCGAAUCAUUCUUCAAAUAUGUCCAGGGCAAAUAUCUAAAUCUAGUUUCAGUUCUCAUAAUUCUCUGGGCACCUUUUGAUAUGACUCAAAAUAUAUAUCAAUGUGACAAUUGUGUGAUGUAUUCGUUGAUAAAUGCUCAAAUCGAAUGUCAAAAAUCAGACAGUUUCAGCAUAGUUAAAAGUGUUACAUUUUCUAAAAAAAAAAUUGUUUUCAGAUGUCCCGCUUCAUAUUUUAUAUGGGUUUUUUUGGUGAAAUCAUUUGCCCAAUAUUGUCUAUCAUACUUUACAUAUAUUUAUUAUAUAAAAUCCAUCGAAAUACAGAUAUUCUAUCAGAAACUCGCAAGAAAACAGAGCUCUCCAUAAUCUAUCAGAAUUUACCAUUAUUAUUAUUUUUCAUGAUUCGUGUAAUUGGCGUUUUCAUAUUCUUUUUCAAACAAUUCACAGAUUCAUCUACUGAUUUUAUGAUCAGACAAAUAAUUUGUCGAAAAAUUGCUAUUACUGAUAUAUUUCCAUUGACAUAUUGUAUUGCAAAUUGGAGAAGAUUUCGAGAUAUGAUACCGUGUAGAUGUUGUAAAAAUCAAGUUAAUGUUGAGCAAUCAACAACUGCGCCUGCUCAGCGAAUUUGA
Messenger RNA from Caenorhabditis angaria, 2715 nucleotides. Lineage: Eukaryota; Metazoa; Nematoda; Chromadorea; Rhabditida; Rhabditidae. The record is from the annotation of a GenBank genome assembly.